AUGAACGUCCCGGUGGGCUUCCUCGCCAAGCUCUGGAGCCUCGCAUCAUUCCUGCCAUUCUUCGUCCUCCUCCUGCUGCUCGGCUCCGCCAAAGCUCUUCUGAUCGGCCCGGUCGCCGCGGCCAUCGUUUUCCUCGGCGAUUCAGCCGUCAUCGUCGGCCUGUGGCCUGCACACUUCGUCUGGACCUACUGCUGCGUGCUAGCCACGAAGCGAAUUGGGCCGGUUCUGAAGAUCCUUGCCGUGGUAUUCCUGCCACUGCCAUUGCUCCUAUUGCCGGUGCUUGGCAUUGUAGGGAGCCUUCUGGUUGGUAUCGGUUAUGGAGUUUUCACUCCCCUCAUGGCGACUUUUGAGGCUGUUGGCGAGGGCGUCGCGGACAAGCUCUCUCAUUGCUUUUUGGAUGGUACUGCUAGCACAAUAAGGGGAGCUUGUAUGGUGGUGCGUGAUGUUACCGACUUCUGCUUCCACUCAUACUUCUCCUUCAUGGACGAGCUUUCCGAGAAAAUGGGGGAUGACGAAGCACCUAUUGACAUCAAGUUGUCUUAUCUACCGCGGAGCUUCCUCGUUGCGCUGGUUGCCGUUCCUCUGGAUGUAUUGAUGAUUACUGGGGUGGCAUUGUGGAAAAGCCCCUGCAUGUUGUUGAAAGGAUGGCAAAGACUCUGCGAGGAUCUAGUUGGGAGGGAAGGGCCUUUUCUAGAGACUGUUUGUGUCCCUUUCGCUGGUUUGGCCAUUAUAUUGUGGCCGCUUGCUGUCGUCGCAGGAGUGAUUGCAUCAUUCCUUAGCAGCUUCUUCUUUGGCCUCCAUGCUGGAUUGGUUGCUUAUCAGGAGGCUUCAUUUCAAAUGGGGCUAUCAUACAUGAUCUCUGCAGUAGCAUUGUAUGAUGAAUACACAAAUGAUCUUCUUUAUUUGAGAGAAGGUUCUUGUUUGCCAAGGCCCAAGUACCGGAAAGCGGGUUCUGCGAAGUAUGAGACCGGCCGCGACAAAGAUGAGCACAACGUUACAGCUGCAUCUGCAGAGAAGCAACAUCAAGGCCAGCGUAAGCAUAGGAGGGUUCUACACCGGUCAAAGACAUUCAUGGAAACUAUCCAACGACUAAGACCCAUUCAAAUAUGGGAUUGGCUCUUCCGAUCUUGCGAGAUAAAUGGGAGGAUAUUACUGAGCGAGGGACUGAUAAGUUCUGAAGAUAUAGAGGAAUUUAUAACCAAAGGAAAGGGAAAGAAGCUGAGCAUAAAACUACCUGCCUGGUGCAUCCUUCACUGUCUGAUACGAUCCGCGAAACACGACACGCAUGGUUUGCUCAUAUCUGAUGACGUUGAGGUGACCAACUUCAAUUGGCCAAAGGACAAGGUGUUCGACUGGAUGCUUGGACCGCUGCUGGUUCUGAAGGAGCAGAUGAAGAAACUGGAGCUCACCGAAGACGAGGAGCUGUGCUUGCAGAAGCUCAUCAUGACGAACGCGAACGAAAAACCGUCGGAUUGGGAGGACUGCGGUUUCCCGUCAAGCGACGGCGUGAAGAGAGCUCAGCUACAGGCGAUCAUCAGAAGGUUGCAAGGGAUCGUGGCCAAUAUGUCCCGGAUACCGAGCUUCAGGAGACGGUUCAUGAGCCUGGCCAGGGCACUGUACCUGGAGGCGAUCGACGCGGGCACCAUCGACGGGUCGCGGAAGGUGGAGCGCAAGGUUAAGGCUGACAUCGCCUCCGAGGAACUUCAGAGCAGAGAUGUCGGAGAUACGAAGGGUUCAUCGAAUGGGACGUCUGUGGACGUUGACAUGGUCUGA
Triticum turgidum subsp. durum (durum wheat) is the source of this 1773-nucleotide messenger RNA. The record is from the annotation of a GenBank genome assembly. NCBI's taxonomy places the organism in Eukaryota, Viridiplantae, Streptophyta, Magnoliopsida, Poales, Poaceae.